Molecule: messenger RNA, 828 nt
Organism: Mya arenaria
Lineage: Eukaryota; Metazoa; Mollusca; Bivalvia; Myida; Myidae
Product: putative nuclease HARBI1
Exons: 4
Coding region: 1-828 (275 amino acids)
Source: RefSeq, a predicted model, not a curated record
AUGGCGGCUGGACAUAGAGCUAUCGUUAGAGAUCGUAUGAAUCAGAGGCAAGUGCCACGUCCUCGUGUUUUUCGCGAUAGGAGUAACCCUCUGGAGGACCUAAGGGCAGAGGAGAUAUUUGCUCGCUAUCGUAUCCGGCCGGAAACGAUCUACUUCAUUGUUGAUUUAUGCCAGACAGCUGCCCGGGACACAGGCAGAUGUUUCGCAAUACCUUUAGUGUUGUGCGUUUUAAGCUACCUGCGGUUUUUGGCAACAGGAGCUUUCCAGUUGACUGUCGGUGACACUGUCAACCUGAGCCAGCCCACAGUAAGCAGAGUUUGCCGCCAGGUUGGACAGGUGCUUUCUGCUCUUGCAGACCGGUAUAUCUGCUUCCCCUCCGGUGAUCGUGUCCGCCAAGUGAAGCAGCAGUUCGGUGCCAUGGCUGGCUUUCCCAACGUUGUCGGGGUAAUUGAUUGCACCCAUGUUCUGAUAAAGAAGCCAUCGGCCAAUCCAGAGGAUUACAUUGGGAGGAAAGGAGUUCCUACAAUAAAUGUUCAGGCUGUAUGUGAUGCCUCAUAUAGGAUCACAUCAGCAGUAGUGAUGUGGCCAGGGAGGACACACGAUGCACGUAUCUGGCGCCAAUGUGCACUCCGAAGGAGGUUUGAAGAUGGUGAUAUGCAAGGGUUUUUACUUGCUGACAGUGGUUAUGCCUGUACAAGGUAUAUGUUAACCCCCUACAUGAAUCCUGUGGGAGAGGCACAGGCACGUUACAAUGGAGCACUGUGUCGCACAAGGGUCAUUGUUGAGCAAACCUUUGGAAUUUUGAAGCAACGAUUUCAGGUAGAAUAA